AUGACCCGCAUCAGUAUUCCCGCGGCGCCACGGCCCGAAGAUGACCUAAGGACGGUCGUGCAAACAAGGACUAGGGAAUGGCAUUUCCAUAUCUAUUUCCUGCUGCAAUCUCCUACUGAAACGGCUGCAGCACUGGCACUUCGUGAUGCCGUAUUGAGACUCCGUCGCGAUGGCGCCUUUGUCGCUGUUCCGUUGCACAGGGUCAACGAGUAUCCAAUCGGACCGCAUCCUGCUGGGUCAUACGAGAUUCACCUCGCCGCCCGAGAUGCCCUUCCGAGUAACUCAAAAAACGCACGACGCUUCUAUGCUAACAACUUAUCUAGCAUCCUUAUCCAUCCGCUAACCUCGGAACAACGCCGAGAUCAUGAAACUCGCAAUGGCUGGUUGGGCACGCCGUGGCCCAUCUACCUUGAUAGCUUGCCGACCAAGAGUGACGAGGCUCCGCUUCAGUAUCCUGAACUGCGUCUUGGUUGGUCUACCGCCCCAGAGGAGGAGAUUUCCCUCGAUGAGAGGCGAAGAAGAGGGGCUGAGGUUGAGGCGCUGUUGGCCAGAGAUCCUGAAGCAGCUCCUGCUCCCGUCGAUUCAUAA
Molecule: messenger RNA, 588 nt
Organism: Metarhizium acridum CQMa 102
Lineage: Eukaryota; Fungi; Ascomycota; Sordariomycetes; Hypocreales; Clavicipitaceae
Source: RefSeq, a predicted model, not a curated record